This is a messenger RNA of Lepus europaeus (European hare), 7375 nucleotides long. It is a transcript of the gene EXOC2, whose product is annotated as exocyst complex component 2. NCBI's taxonomy places the organism in Eukaryota, Metazoa, Chordata, Mammalia, Lagomorpha, Leporidae. The record is from RefSeq and is a predicted model, not a curated record. Gene Ontology annotation, cellular component: exocyst. Gene Ontology annotation, biological process: exocytosis; Golgi to plasma membrane transport. The transcript is spliced from 28 exons. Bases 140 to 2914 code for a protein of 924 amino acids.
UGAGGCGCCGGCGGUCUGGCGUCCGCGGCCGGGAGGCUCUGGACUCCCGGGCCCGGGUCCCGGUUCUUGCUGGCCGGAGGCGGCGACAGGCGGGCUGGAGGUACUGUAACUAGAUCACCAGUUUGAUCCAGGAGGUACAAUGUCUCGCGUGCGACAACCUCCGCUCGUGACAGGCAUCUCUCCCAAUGAAGGAAUACCAUGGACAAAGGUCACAAUCAGAGGAGAGAACCUGGGCACUGGUCCCACGGACCUGAUAGGCCUCACGAUUUGUGGACACAACUGCCUCCUGACGGCCGAGUGGAUGUCUGCGAGUAAAAUAGUGUGUCGCGUGGGGCAAGCCAAGAACGACAAAGGGGACAUUAUUGUGACAACUAAAUCGGGUGGCAAAGGAACCUCAACAGUGUCUUUCAAGCUGCUGAAACCUGAAAAAAUAGGCGUCUUGGAUCAGUCUGCCGUGUGGGUGGAUGAAAUGAAUUACUACGACCUGCGCACCGACAGGAGUAAAGGCAUUCCUCCCCUAUCCCUCCGUCCUGCUAAUCCACUUGGCAUUGACAUUGAAAAGAGUAAAUUUCCACAGAAAGACCUAGAAAUGCUGUUCCAUGGAAUGAGUGCCGAUUUCACAAGUGAGAAUUUUUCCGCUGCCUGGUAUCUCAUCGAGAACCACUCAACCACCAGUUUUGAGCAGCUCAAGAUGGCAGUGGCCAACCUGAAGCGGCAGGCCAACAAGAAGAGCGAGGGCAGCCUGGCCUGCGUGAAGGGCGGGCUCAGCACCUUCUUUGAGGCGCAGGACGCCCUCUCAGCCAUCCAUCAAAAACUAGAAGCGGAUGGAACGGAAAAAGUUGGAGGAUCCAUGACGCAGAAACUGGAGAGUGUUCUGAACAGGGCGAGCAACACUGCAGACACGUUGUUUCAGGAAGUCUUAGGCCGAAAGGACAAGGCAGAUUCCACCAGAAACGCCCUCAACGUGCUCCAGCGAUUUAAGUUCCUCUUCAACCUGCCUCUGAAUAUUGAAAGGAACAUUCAGAAGGGUGAUUACGAUGUGGUGAUUAACGACUACGAAAAGGCCAAGUCUCUCUUUGGGAAAACGGAGGUGCAAGUUUUCAAGAAAUACUAUGCUGAAGUGGAGACGCGAAUCGAGGCUCUGAGAGAGUUGUUGCUGGCUAAGCUGCUGGAGACACCGUCAACUUUGCAUGACCAGAAGCGUUACAUAAGGUACCUGUCCGACCUCCAUGCGCCCGGGGACCCAGCCUGGCAGUGCAUCGGCGCCCAGCACAGGUGGAUCCUUCAGCUCAUGCACACCUGCAAGGAGGGCUACGUGAAAGACCUGAAAGGGAAUCCGGGCCUGCACAGCCCCAUGCUGGAUGCAGAGAGCGACGGGCGCCCCUCGGCACUGGCCCAUCUCACGCAGACAGCGUCGCUCAAGAGAGGAAGCAGCUUUCAGUCCGGGCGUGACGACACGUGGAGGUACAGAACUCCCCACAGGGUGGCAUUUGUUGAGAAGCUGACCAAGCUUGUGCUAAGCCAGCUGCCUAACUUCUGGAAGCUCUGGAUCUCCUAUGUUAAUGGCAGCCUCUUCAGUGAGACUGCUGAGAAACCGGGCCAGAUUGAACGAUCAAAGAACGUAAGGCAAAGGCAAAGCGACUUUAAGAAGAUGAUCCAGGAGGUGAUGCACUCGCUGGGGAAGCUGAUCCGCGGGGCGCUGCUCCCGCUCAGCAUCCGAGAGGGGGAGGCCAGGCAGUACGGAGGCUGGGACGUGAAGUCGGAGCUCUCGGGCCAGUGGCUUGCUCACGUCACCCAGACCGUGCGGCUGACUUACGAGUCCUUGACUGCCCUGGAAAUCCCCAACGACAUGCUGCAGAUCAUCCAGGACCUCAUCCUGGACCUCCGCGUCCGUUGUGUGACGAUCACGCUGCAGCACACGGCACAAGAAGUGAAGAGACUGGCCGAGAAGGAAGACUGGAUCGUUGAUAAUGAAGGCCUGACUUCUCUCCCGUGUCAGUUCGAGCAGUGCAUCGCGCACUCCCUGCAGUCCCUGAACGACGUCCUGGAGUGCAGGCCUGGAGAAGCCAGCGUCUUUCAGCAGCCGAAAACUCAGGAGGAGGUCUGCCAGCUGAGCAUCAACAUCAUGCAGGUUUUUAUAUACUGUCUGGAACAGUUGAGCACCAAGCCUGAUGCUGAUAUAGAUACUACACAUCUUUCUGUUGAUGUUUCGUCCCCUGAUUUGUUUGGAAGUAUCCAUGAAGAUUUCAGUUUGACUUCGGAGCAGCGACUUUUGAUCGUCCUGAGCAACUGCUGCUGUCUGGAACGCCGCACCUUCCUAAACAUAGCGGAGCACUUUGAGAAGCACGACUUCCAGGGAGUGGAGAGAAUCACCCAGGUUAGCAUGGCCUCGUUAAAAGAACUAGACCAGAGACUCUUUGAAAAUUACAUUGAGCUGAAAGCGGACCCCAUCGUGGGCUCCCUGGAGCCUGGCAUCUAUGCAGGCUACUUUGACUGGAAGGACUGCCUGCCUCCCACAGGUGUCAGAAACUAUUUAAAAGAAGCACUGGUGAACAUAAUUGCUGUGCACGCAGAGGUGUUCACCAUCUCCACAGAGCUGGUGCCCCGGGUGCUGUCCAGGGUGGUGGAGGCCGUGUCCGAGGAGCUGAGUCGGCUGAUGCAGUGCGUCUCCUCCUUCAGCAGGAAUGGAGCUUUGCAGGCAAGACUUGAAAUCUGCGCUUUGCGGGACACCGUGGCCAUUUACCUGACGUCCGAAAGCAGGUCCAGUUUCAAACAAGCUCUGGAAGCCCUGCCGCAGCUGUCGAGCGGAGCGGAUAAGAAGUUCCUGGAGGAGCUUCUGAACAAGUUCAAGAGCAGCAUGCACUUGCAGCUCACCUGCUUCCAAGCUGCUUCUGCGGCCACGGUGAAAACAUGAGCUCCUGCGAGGAAGAGCAGCGCAGAGACGCCGGGUGAUAAAACCAUCGCCCUCCUGAGUGCCCUGAAGCCCGGGGUCUGCAGUCUCCCUCCCUCCCCCACCCGCCCUCCCUCCCUCUCUCUCUCUCUCUCCUGUCCCCCAGCCUGCUAGCCUAGAAAUAUAUUUCAGCCCAAAUGACCUUGAGAUGCCCAAGCAACAUCUGGCCGUUUUCGUCACAUGGAUCGCCGUGGGGCUGCUAGAAUGGCUUUGAAAGCAGGCGCACUGCUCCUAGCUCAGGUUGGCCUGGUGCGGCCACGCAGGAGCAGCGCCUCCUUUGGGAGGCUUCCAAGAGGCCCGAGGUGGGCACUGCAGCCUUCCCCAGUGGCCCGCCUACUAGACUUUGAGCCUGAGCUGCCUGCCAGUCCCAUGGAGAGACCGGUGAGAAGACACGGGAAAGUGCUAUUUAGACAAGCCACGCCUAGCUGCACUGAAAUCUUACUUCCCACCAAUGGCCCUGCAUCCCCGCAUUCAAGUGUCUGGUGUUGUUUUGUGGCUUUUAUUUUAACAGAUUCAUUUAGUUAUUUAAAAGGCAGAGUUAUAAGACAGAGGGAAGGGCCGAGAGACCUUCCACCUGCUGGCUCACCCCCCCAAUGGCUGCGACGGCCUGGAGCCUGGAACACCAUCAGGGUCUCCCACGUGGGUGGCAGGGGUCCAAGCACUUGGCCCAUGCUUUCCUAGGAGCAUUAGCAGGGAGCUGGAUUGGAAGUGGGAGCAGCCGGGACUCGAACCCACGCUCAUGGGAUGCCAGAGUCGCAGGUGUGGCUUAACCUGCUGUGCCACAGCGCUGGCCCCAGAGCGGGUUUUUAGGAUAAUUUGUGGGAUCCAUUUAAAAAUGUUUUCAUUGGGGAGAUUAGUUUUGGUCCAGUUGCCCAUGGACUCACCUUGCAUUUCGCCAAUUUUACGCCUCACAGCGCUAAGCUCUCAGCGCCUCGUCCGCGCGGCCCGGGCCGCUCGCCUUCUCUCUCAGAUGUGUCCGCUCACACGCGGUGCUGGUCUGAGGGCCUGCGUGUGGCCUGCCACGUGGUGUUGCCGGCUGCUGCGUCCCACCCAGACUCCAGUGUCCCCUGCAGAACCAGCCGGCCACCUGCCGCCCGCCGCCCACUGCGCGCUCCCUGCCCCCUGCUGCCCUCCGGAGCCGCAUGGCUGCAGCCGGGGCCUGCUCAGGUGCACCCAUUUUCUGACGAUUCCAGAGGCCCUGGACCACCAGGCGGUGUUCACUGCUGCUGGGUCCCAGGCAGGGGUUCAGGUCACUGCGACUUCUCCCAGGGUAGGGUCCCCAACCUGCCCCUCCCAGGCCCCGAGCGCCGUCUCCAGUCUCCCUGCGGAGCCGGCACACCAACUGAUGGUGGUUAGAGAAGCCCCUUCCUUAUGUGUGUGGUGCACUGGCAAUGCUUAUUUCCUCCCAUGGCCAUAAGGCUCUUAAUUCAAUGCCGUUGUUAAUUGCAGUAAUUAAAAAUUCAAAAUUAAUUUCAGUCAUUAAAAAUACUAGUAACUUUGGAGCUUGGUAUAGUCACAUACAGUGUCUGUUUUUGAAACAAAUUAAUGUUGUGCCUGCUCAUCUCAUACAUGGGGUAAAAAGGCACCUCUUUUACAAUGUGCUGGAUAAAGCUGUUCAGAAGUCGAGUGUUGCCCGUUGUGUCUAACCUGACCGUAAACUAAAUGAACAAAACUGAUCCCGACAGCAGGUGUAAUCUUAAAUACCUGGAGCAGUGCUUCCAGCCAAUACAGCAUCUGUUGUUCACUGUAAAUCCCAAGUUCCUUGGCAUUUUUUCCCAUAACUAACAUUUUCGUUGGCUGUGUAGCUUUUUCUGUGAGUCUGGCUUUAACAGUCAAAAUAAACACUUAAGUCAAACCACUGUCCAAUCUAUCUGUCAGGUGUCCCGCUAGUUGUUUGUAGCUUACACUGAACUCCCGCAGCCUUGACAGCGCCCUCCCGGCCUGGGUCACCCCUGUGCCCAGUGAGCAGGCCAGCUGACUGGUGACUGCCUUCGGACUGGAAGGCUGCCGGGUGCUGGGACCCCUGCCGCCACGCCCAGCUGUCUGCCUCCCAUCACACGCUCGCCCUCCCAGCUGCACGUGCCCCCUGCCAUCCUGCCCCGAGGGAUGCAGUUCACGGAAAGCACGCAGGGCCCAGAACGAGGGUAAAACCCCAUAACCAAAUGGGGAGUUCAGAGUCACCUCUUCCACCGAGUCAGGGGGACUUCUUGGAAGAAGGGGAUUUCGAGAGCUACUUGAAUCACAGAAGAUGAAUUUAGUGGUUUCCAGGAGAUGGAGGAAUGCGACAUACGUUAAAGAAGGCUGAGAGAGACCGGGACUGGGAACCUGUCUGGCAGAGAGGCAGCCGGGACAGAGUGAAGGGGCCGGCGUCUGAGUUGCCACAGCCAUGCCUGUGUGGGUCCACACUGCUGCCGGUGAGCUGGCCGGGCUGGCCCCACUUGAAACGCGAAAGGACCAGUAGGAAUCGGCCGGUUUUACUAAGACUUUCUGUAUCAGUGUACCAUGAAAGUACUGUGUUCUAGAAAUGAUGUGAGUGUUGCAAAACAAGCUCGCUGCCACGGGCAUAGCUCCCUGACUUGUGCUCCUGGCCCUGGGGUCCUUGCACACAUUUUUCUUAAAGGGAAUGAACAGAAAACGGUGCGUUUAGUUCUGGAGCGGGGACAAGGUGCUGGUGUGUUUCUGUUUUGAUCACGUGCUGUGUGGUUUCUGCAGAGCUGUAAAUGUCAACCAGCUUGCUUGGAUCAGGUCAAGGUCAGGUUUGUAAAAUAAGUUGCAAUCAGAUACAUCUCAUUUAACACGUCCAGGACAGUCACACGUAGCUGUAGACCACAACCUGCCAACGUUCUCACCUUGCGCGUUCCUGUGUCAGGACUCCGUAUGGGCUUCUGAGCCAUGGAAGUAGAUCCUGAGUGUGCGACCCAGACCUGAGAGCAGCCAUCACGAUGAUCUUCGCCACCGCUGCACGGGUGACGUGGGUGCCGUCCUGCACGCUGGGUGCUGACCUCGUCUCCUAGCUCUGUUCACUCACACGUUUUUCCAGAGUCCCGUCAGGCAUCACUAGGAAGCCUUCCUGUACCUGGCCAGGUUGUCAGUGCCUCACAGCGGCCGUCUCACGAACAGGACCUGUAUCUUUGAAAGCCAAUCAGAAGUCAGAACGCCCUCCUCCUGGCCCUGGACGAGGUGAGGCCCGAGGCCGGCGUGUGUCUCCCUCAGGCAUCCCACCGUGGUCACUGUUGAUAUCGGUACCUCUUCACAUUUUAUCUUUGACGUGUGUGGCCCAGUGGUCUGCAGACCCUCUGGCCAGGCACACAUUCCUGAGAACCAAGAUGGCUGCCUGAACUCUAGGCGGCAAGGAAGGCCCCGGGGGACUUCAUCCUGGAGCGGGGAUGGACGGAGACGAGAAACGAAGGAAGAGUGGAGUCCUGGAGUCCUGGAGUCCUGGCCACAGAAGUCGAGGGGAGGACAAGGUAAGUCAGAAGGAAGAGUGGGCUCACAUGGUGAGACGUGCGAAGCUGUGCACCCGGUAGUGGCAUUGCUGGGUCGUGCGGCCCAAAGACAUGAGCACGUCAUACAAAGAGAGCCCUGCACCACCAUGUUGGCCAGCACUGUGCACAACAGCCAAGCGUCCCUCAGCAGAUGAAGACUGGAGAAAGUGUGGUAUACGUGUCUCCGCACACACACGCACACACACACACACGCACUAUGGAACAUUACCCAGCCACAGGAAAGAAUGAAAUUCUACCAUCUGCAUCAAAACAGUUACAACUGGGGGACGUCAUGUUGAAUGAAAUGAGCUAAAAUUACCAAAAACGAAUCCAAAACAAACCAGAAAGGAAAGACAUGCCUGUGCAUGUCAGUAUUGCUGCAAAUGUUGUUUUGUCCAACUGUUUUCUGUCUUUGUCAAGCAAAUUGUUAAGAACGAUGUAGCCACCACCUGCAACACCGGCAUCCCGUACGGUUGAGUCCCGGCUGCUCCACUUCCCGUCCAGCUCCCUGCUGAUGCACCUGGGAAAGCAGCACGGGAUGGCCCGAGUCCUCCCACCCACCCGGAAGACCUCAUGGAAUUCUAGGCUCCUGGCGCCGGCCUGGCCCAGCCCUGGCUGUGGGGAGUGAACCAGCGUAUGGAGGAUCUCUCUCUCUCUCUCUCUCUCUCUCUCUCUCUCGCUCUGCCUUCCAAAUAAGUGAAUAAAUCAUAUUGUAAAAUGAUAUCCUACUGUAGUUCUAGUCAUGUGAUUAUUGUACAAUGUACUACACAUGAGUGACACUGACAUCUCCAUCCGAGUGCUGUGCCGUGUAUAGCCCUUGCCUGUAUUUCUGCUGAACUGUGGUCUUCUUACUUACUGAACUCCUCCUUUAAGCCUUCGAUUGUAAUGUAAAUUAAAAAUAUGUUAUCUCAAAAAUAAAAAUGAAAAGCAUCGCCCAAAA